AGAAUCGGUAGCUGAAAAACGCGGCGUGUGUUGGUCGCAUCCAGCACAGCCGUCCGACAAAUCCAACCUAGGUGCGAGCCCCCUCCACGCGCGUCCGUCACACAUGUCCUCAUCGCAUGUGUGCACAUUCGCUGCUCACAGCUCGUUUCAGUCCAAACGCUCCACUCCACUCUACAGGCCGCAGUCCAUGUUGGUUCCUUGCUUCAAACGCAUCCAGAAGUGUUACAGUGCAAAUAAAGUUAAACCCGCUGAAACUAAUAGUAAUAAUAAUAAUAUAAAGGUACUAGGAGUGGUUCCAAAGCGACUUAAGUCAUUCUAACCUACGAAACUUUACUAAAACUAAAUCAAAGUGUUUUGUAAGUGACGCGAUUUCCAAGCACCGCAAAGUUUUUUUAUGAUUGCGAUAGCGUUGAGAGGGUUGCAGUUGUAGUAGAGGGCGCGUGUGUUGCGUUGAGGGUGCGCGCUCGCCGGGACCUAUGCGAGAUCGGCGGACCAACUUCACCAAGGAGUACAUCGCCAAUAUCGUGAAUCCGCUCGCGGGCCGGCCGGACCCGUACGGGGCGCGCGGAGCAGCAGCGCGCACCGCCGCCGCAGCAGCAGCAGCCGCAGCAGUCGUCGCGACGACCACCGCCGCCGCCAGCGCCAGCGUCGGCGUCGAGCCGCCAACCGCCAUCACGACGACGGCAGCAGCGAUGCUGAUGCAGAAUGCGGUGCCCGCCGCCAACGGCGAGGCGGACGCCCUCGUCGGCGGCCUCAAUCUGCUCAAUGGGUCCACGACUGCGGUGGGCGCCGCCGGCGUGCAGAACCGCGAUACCACGUGGACCAAGCUUUUUGUUGGAGGCCUACCGUAUCAUACCACUGAUCGUAGUCUGAGGGAGCAUUUUGCUGUUUAUGGGGAUAUUGAGGAGGCGGUUGUUAUUACCGAUAGGGCAAAUGGCAAAAGUCGUGGUUAUGGAUUUGUUAUAAUGGGAGAUCGUGCCUCGGCGGAGAGAGCAUGCCGUGAACCUAACCCCAUCAUCGACGGCCGGAAAGCCAAUGUAAAUCUGGCGAUUCUAGGCGCGAAACCACGUGGAAAUGUUCCUACAAGUACCGGAUUUACAUUUCCUGGAGUACGUGCAGGUUAUCCGACGCUGCUGCCCUCUCAGUACGGAAUGCCGGGAUACAUGUACCAGUCGCCAUAUUUGGCCGCUACUGCACCUGGCAGCAUAGUACCGCUAGCGCCCACCACGCAGUUGUCGCAUGCUGCUGCAAUGGCGGCCGCCACCACGCAGUUCUAUGAGUAUCAGAAUGCAGCUGCUAUGGCCGCAGCUGCCGCCGCUCCUUAUACAGGACAAUAUCCAAGUGGAUUUGAUGCUUAUUCACCGUAUGCAGCCGCAGCGAACGCCGCAGGUGCCGCAGCUGGUUACAUGCCCUAUACAUACGCCGCAGCACUGCCGCAGACGACCAGCUUGCAGGCGGCAUCCGCAGCCGCCGCCGCCGGUAAUUUCUCAACGCUGCCGUAUCAGACCGCCGCUGCGCAGGCUCCGACGAUGCAAGAAGCCAGGUUAAAUUAACAUUCAUUUCUCUCGCAUUCGCACUCGAAUCUUUACUCGACCUCCUCUGCUCUUGCACCAGUACGCGGCGACCGUGACGCAGAUAGAUGUCGCUACGUCAGGGUCAACCAUGUUUGACGUUCGCCUGAGCGUCAUUUUGUUGAUUUUUUAUAUUUAUUACCAGUAGUGUUACGAAAGUACAAAAUUCCUAUGUAAUAUUCGACGAACGGAAACAUUUGCUCAUUUGCUCAAUCGAUUCUCUUUUUCUCUACAUACUUCUAUUAGAAUUUAAUUUUUUUUGUUGUUAAAAACAAUAUUUUCUUUCUUUUUCAGCUAAAUUUCUGUCAUGAACACUCGAUACUUUCAGUUUCUUAAAUAUUUGGUAAUAAUUAUUAUUUUAAUGCUCAAUUCGAUAUGUGGCGCCCUCUGGUGGCUAGCGCUGGUUAGUUGUUAUUUGCUCUGCGGCCGACCGAGGGCGCUGUGCAAUCCUACACUCUCAUCAUGUUUUUAACUAAUAUUUAUUUAGUUCACUCUUCAUUUUUUUGUUUCUCAAACUCAUAGUGACCGAAUAAUUGUUAUAUGCUAUAAUAAGUCUAGUCUACUAUAACUUAGUUAUUUAAAUUAUUACAUUUACAAUUUACGAAUAUGUAAUUAGAUGAUUAAAACAAUUGUAACGAUAAACGAGGCAAAUGAUGGAAAUUUUCGAAGAUAAAAGAGUCAAAAUUUAGUAAAAAAGAAACUUAACUAACCGGAAAGACUGAGCGAAGGUCCAUAUUGAUGUGAAUCAGUGCCUUUGUUUUGAUUUUUCUAUUGAGAUAUAACCUAAAACAUCAACCAUUGUUGAUUAGAGUAACAAAUCGCAAGCUAAAAGUGAAAAAAGUCAAAGUAGUCAAAGCUGAAAGCUGUCUAGUCAUCUUAAGUACUUAAAAGGUUAGAAAAACCAUGAAUAACAAUUAUCAAAACACAAUACAAAAUGAAAAAACGUCCAAAAGACACGAUCGUGCCUUUUAUCAUCAAAGGAAUUGAACUGACUACAGAAAUACAGAAAUAAAGAUGAAAAUGUUUGAGAAAUCAGGGAUAGCCUAACAUUUUGCUAAGUUAUUCAACGUUGACGUUAUUAUUUAUAUAAAACAAACGUAAAUAAUUCUAGUAGCUCUAGUAAUUCUAGUAAUAAUUUGUACAUACACAAAAUGGCGGCGCCUGGACGUCAUCCAAGAACUCAUAUUGUAAGCAAUACGAUUAUAAAAUUAGAAAACUAGUUAGAAUAAAAUAAUAAAUGAUUACUCACUUUACGAUAUUUAUCAAUACAUAUUUACAAAACAUUUUAGAGUCGAAACAAUAUCUACUUGAAACUUAUUGCGAAAUGUACUUAUAUUUGUAAUUGAUGAUAUGAUAUGAUGUUUAAAGCAAAACGUUACUUGUUAAUCGUAAACAUAUAAGUACAUUAAAUGUCUUGGGUAUUCAUUACUCAUUAUCUAUUGUAAUUACCAACGAUAUAAAUUAUACAAGCACAAACAUGUUAAAUUCUAAAAUUCUAAACUAUUAAUGGCGAUAUAUCAUUUUAAAAACUAUUAAAUAUAUAAAUAAAUUAUGUACUUUUAGUUAAAAAUAAAACAAUGUACCACAUUUAA
Messenger RNA from Dalotia coriaria, 3163 nucleotides. RefSeq names its product RNA-binding protein 24-like. The transcript has 5 exons. The record is from RefSeq and is a predicted model, not a curated record. Bases 477 to 1553 code for a protein of 358 amino acids. Gene Ontology annotation, cellular component: nucleus; cytosol. NCBI's taxonomy places the organism in Eukaryota, Metazoa, Arthropoda, Insecta, Coleoptera, Staphylinidae. Gene Ontology annotation, molecular function: mRNA 3'-UTR binding.